AUGAGUGCUACUUAUGCGGAUGAAUUAGCAAAAUAUAACAAUUCAGAAGCCUCUUUAGUUACAAACACACCUAAUAUGGAUUCAUUUUCACCGAAUUCUUCACAACUGAGUUUUUUAGAUGAUGAGGAGGAGAAUACACUGGCUCAUGAUCAACUUCUAACAUUGACCUCGGUUAAUAAUAAGGUGGAACUGGUUACAGUUCCGCCACAGUUGACGACCUCAGUGGGGGAUAGAAUAGAGAUAAUUCCUCCCCCUACAUCAGUAAACACUAAUAGUACGACUUCAACUUCCUUUCAUACACGGACUGGUGGUAUUACUGAUGAAACAGUCAGAAAUAACGGUAAUAGUGUAACUACAACUACUACAGUUCAUAUAUCUCCGAUUAGUAUAUGUGCUCCUGUUCUCUCUUCACGUCGGUGGAUUGAUUCCGAGGUCCAAACGGACUUAACCUUUGAGACGUCAACCAUUGAACAAGAUGGCUCAGGCAAAAACAUUGAAGGUUUUAGAUUAUAUAAAGAAUGGUGGUUAACGAUGGACUGUAAAGCCCGAGUACAUAAUAAUAAACUAUGUAAACGAGAGAAUUGUGAAUUGAAUCAUCGGCAAGAGGGGUAUUGCCGGAUAUGCAACGGUAAAAGUCGACAUAUGGUUACUCAAACAGCGUUUGCGGCUGUCGAAGAAGAGGAGAACGUGAUAGGAAAAUAUUGUAACAAAUAUAGUCGAUAUUAUCGGUUUAGAAAUCACCUAGCACUAAAUGUAUACUAUCGUGAAAAUAAUCUUUUUCCUAAGUCACUCCAAAUCGAAGUACCAAAGCAAAAUUUUGGUGCUGAUGAUUCGAAACUUAAGCAACAAUGGUUAGAUAUUGUUAUAAACGCUAGUAAAGAUCUAUUCAAAUGCGAGGCACAAGCUAUCGAACGAACGAUUGCGCAAGCCGAAGCGAAAUGUGAAUUACUACUAGAUAAGUUGUGUGAAAUGACAAAGGAACGAGAAAUGAUGGAGGUGGAAAGAGAGGAAAGUGUAAAAUUGAAAGAAGAUAUUGAAAGCUCAUGGAACAAAGUAUUUUCUCUAGAAAUGCGAGAAAUAAGUGCUCGGAAAACAAGAAAUGAAUAUGAAUCAUCGGAUGAUGUGACAUCUUCGAUACAAAAUAUAUUGUGGCAUAACGACCUGUCUAAUACUCAAAACGUUUCUCUUCAUGCGAAACUAUAUCGUCCAAGAGUAUCUUGUUUUGGAUGUGGUAAGGUUCGUCACAUACAGUCGAGAUGUUUUGGGAUUUGCUCAUUUUGCAACGGACGAAAACACUCAGAGGAAUUUUGUAAGAAAAUUAAAAAGGUACUGAACCCAUGUUUAACAGACUCUUCGUGCGAUCCGAUGGUGGAUGAAUUGAAACGUAUAGUUCAUACGGAUGACUAG
This is a messenger RNA of Didymodactylos carnosus, 1407 nucleotides long. Lineage: Eukaryota; Metazoa; Rotifera; Eurotatoria; Philodinida; Philodinidae. The record is from the annotation of a GenBank genome assembly.